Messenger RNA from Coffea arabica (coffee), 875 nucleotides. RefSeq lists its product as uncharacterized. The record is from RefSeq and is a predicted model, not a curated record. Lineage: Eukaryota; Viridiplantae; Streptophyta; Magnoliopsida; Gentianales; Rubiaceae.
CUUGCUUUUCUCCGCUUCUUCAAUCUUUCUUCCAUUAGGUCAAUGUCAGAAACAAGCUGCACAACAGCACCAGACCUUCAUCUCGCUUAUAACAAUUUAGCAGCUUGUUGUUUUCUUCUCAAGUGCAUCCAUAGAGGACAGAUAUUUCCUUCUCAAUUUGAAUUAUUACUUGCUCAACCCCGGUCCAGCACAAUCAUUCUCAGAAUUGGACUGCAACAAUGGCCUAUAAUGGUCACUAACCAUUCAUUUGGAGAUGGCUGGGAUGAUUUCUGCGAACACAAUAGCAUUAAAAGGCAUGACACAAUAUUACUUCGCCAUGCUGGAGGUCUAAUGUUUGACGUUAUACAUUUUUCUGAACUGCAAACACAAGUUUACAUGCCUUGGACAGCUCCAUUGCCAAAUCUUUUACAGACAAGUUAUUCUACUUUGCAAGACACUAGGCAGCAUCAUGUAGCUUCCUCAAUGCACCCAGAUCUAUGUCAGAAUUUAUCCGAAUCUGUAUGCUUUUACCAGAAUUUCCAUUCAGCGACUCCGAACACCUUGCAAAUUCCACGCUUUGUUGAUCAUUUUAUAAAUCGCGAAAGAACUCCCACGUUGCUUAUCAAAACUGGACAUAGAACCACUCAGAUUGGUGUCAAGCAUGGCCGCCUUCAACGAAAUUGGAGAACUUUCAUUCUUGACCACCAGUUGCAACACAACGAAGUCCUUGUGUUUAUUCCAGAAUCAGAAACUGUCUUCACGGUUUUAAUCUUUGAUGAUACCGGUGUUGAAAAAAUUUUCCCAUGGUAUCACACGUUUAAUGGUUAUUCAGAUGCCUAGAAAUCCAGCUUCAAUAUAUGAUGUACUCUGCUUAUCAUUAAUUAAAUAAAAGCAAU